AUUUAUGGCUGAUUUCGAGAAAGGGCAAGGUGCUCCUCCGCCUUACAAUACAGGAUACCCUCCUCAGCAAGGUUAUCCUCCUCAGCAAGGUUAUCCUCCUCAGCAAGGUUACCCUCCUCAACAAGGUUAUCCUCCUCAGCAAGGUUACCCUCCCCAGGGAUACCAGGCACCUGCAGCUCAGGGAGGGUACUAUAAUGCUAAUGAUGGACUUGAAGCUGGUCAUGGCAGUGAACAAGAUGAUUAUCUGAUUCAAUCGGGGAGAUUUGGAGAUGCUGAUGUUAGACGUGGAUUCAUCCGUAAAGUGUACGGAAUUCUGUCCAUCCAAUUUGCUAUCACUACCAUUUUCACAAUAUUUUUCUGUUACAGUGAUAGUGCCAAAGCAUGGGCCAUAACCCCUGCUGGAAAUGCUGUAAUGUGGGCAAACCUAGCCGUAUUGAUUGUUACUGAAAUUGCUCUGAUUUGCUGUGAAGGUGUGAGAAGGAAGCACCCUGUUAAUCUGGUGGUCCUCUUUAUCUUCACCUGCUCAAUGUCACUCUUUGUGGGCAUAAUUGCAUCCACAUACGAGCCGCAAGCUGUCUUGACUGCUGCUGGCGCCACAGCCCUGAUUGUGUUAGCUCUCACCAUUUUCUCUUUCCAAACAAAGUUUGAUUUCACUGGAAUGGGGCCUUAUCUCUUUGUCGUUCUUGUUUGCUUCAUGAUAUUUGGCUUCUUUGCAGCAAUUUUCCGAAGCAAUACAGCAAAUAUCGUGUAUGCUUGUCUGGGUGUGCUGAUUUUCAGCAUGUAUCUUGUCUAUGAUACACAACUGCUUGUGGGAGGAAAGAAGUACCAGCUGAGUGAAGAGGAGUAUGUCUUUGGGGCACUCACCAUCUACAUCGACGUUAUCCAAAUAUUCCUUUACCUUCUUGAACUCUUCGGAAGGAGAUAAGAACAUUUUUCUUCCUUUCUGACAGUGUGAUAUUUUCUUAUAAUGAUUACGAGUGACUCCAAUUACUCUAUUUUUUAAAUCAAAAGAUAUUUUCACAACUCUAAGUUUAUGGUACUUGAAACUAGUUGAUGUACGUAUUCAAGGAGAAAUGAUACCUGGCAUAAGAUCUGAUUUUUUCAGGUUCAGCUUUACACUCCAUAUUAACCAUUAUUUGAAGUGCUUAAUUUAUGGUCAAGGGCAUUCCAUUAAAUUGUGACAUUUUCAUUGUAACACUCUAUAUUUAUCACAAAAAGAGCUCAUUAAUUAUGAAUAAUAGUUGCUUCACUUGUUUCAAAUAUGGGGAUACAUUUCAUGAUACAUUUCAAUGUGCAUUAGUUUAUAGAGUUUUUGUUUCAUAGCGCUACUACUCACUACUUGUGUUUAUUUUAUCUAAUGUCAAUACCAGCAUAGCUUUUCAGAUAUUUUCGGUGGAGAUUUUAAUUUAUGAUCAAAUUGAAAAGGAAGUACGUAAAUUAUUGUUUGAGGUUUUGAAAAAAAAUAUAAAAAGGGUUUAGUUAAUACACCUCAUUAAAUGCAUGUAUCAUACAAUUUGCUAUUAUAGAUGCCAAUUUGCAUGAUUGUUUUUUAGUCUAAAUGAUAAUUGUUGAAGUGUGAUGUAAUUAAUUAAACUUACUUUUAAAAUUACAAAUUACUGGAUAUCUUUGCAAUUUUACUACCAUGAUGAAAAACAAAAAGAAUAAUUCAAUGCUUAAGUAGUUAUUGUGUUUGAAAAGUUGUUUCUUUGAUCAAUAUCAGUGACUCAAAAUUAUGUAGUAUUGCUUUAGAUUCAACUUGCAAUGUUGACAUAAAUGCCUGUAUACAGGUAAUCAUUUAAUAGUUUAUGAAACUUGUAAAUGAACUUCAGCCAAUUCAGGAAGCCGGGUAUAAUGAUACUGCUAUGUUUAACUUACCUGGCCGGCAUCAUUACAGUUCUUGCUAUUGAAGCCCUUAUCUUUCACCUGUGGUUUUCCAAGCAAGAAGAGUCCAGCCCUCCGGGCGAAGCUAAAUUAUCCCCCGACUGGGAUCACAUUAACACGAUAUUAGGAAAUAUAAACAGUGGUUCAAUUAACAAAUCCUCGCCUGCUGUGGGAAAGAGCACAGCUUCUUUCCUCAAUGUUGUUAUGUUAUUUAUGUUUCAAGAACUCAGAGAAGACACUAAAAUCAGAGCUCAAGUUCUGUCUAGAAUCAACAGUGAAAUCAGUGAUGUCCUCACCAGCAAGUUGAAAUCCAGAAUUAUCAAAACUUUAAGUGUGCACAAUUUCUCUGCUGGCACUUCACCACCAAAAAUCAGCAACAUUUAUAUUAGUAAACUAAAGAUGUGUGAGGAGACUAAGUUAUUCAGAAAAUUGCACAUAUCAGUGGAUGUGGACUAUAAAGGAUGUGGCAAACUAGCCCUCCAGGCAACUACAUUCAUGGGUAAAAACAUGUAUAUCAGUGUUGAAGUAACAAGGUUGAUUGGUAAGCUUAUAUUCAUAUUUAAUAGGGAGCCUCAAACACAUUGGGGCUUCUGCUUUAAUACGGAGCCUGAAGUUGAGUUCAAUGUUAUCAGUGCUUUUCAAAAACGGAGCUUGCCUAAAUUCACUAAAGUUGUUACAUCUGUUUUGAAGCACAUAGUCAGGAAAAAGCACACAAAACCCAACUACAAGCGUAGGUAUUCUCCUCUGUUCAAAGAACCCUACAUUUCCUUACCCCCAGAAAAACAGUUCUUUAUUUGUAGAGAACCGUUGGCUCAAGGAAAACUGAUCGUAAAGUUGAUCAGCGCAAACAGAGUAGUAAAGACAAACAGCACUAAGAAAGGGUGGUUUUAUUGCACUGUAUCACUGGGAGCAAAGAUGUGGGAUGCUGAAUGUUGCCCCCUGAAACAGAGCAUUUCGUUUGAUGCUGUUAUUCCAAAUGCUAACGACGGAAUAGGGAUAACCUUCAACGUUGAUGGGGAGCUGGAGAAGGGGCAGACUCCCAAGGUUGUGGUUGCAGAUGUGCAAAGAAACUCACCGGCUGCAGACAGUAACAUCAGACAGGGUGAUGUUAUCACAGCUAUCAACAACAAGAAAGCAUCUAGCUUUAAAGCUGCUCUUGCUGCAUCUUUAUCAGCUAAUAGAGCUAAACUGUCCCUUAGAAGACCCUUGAUCAAAUGGAAUAAGAUAUUCACAUCAGGCGAAGCUUCGCAAGACAUGGCAGCUUUUGAAACUGAUGCUGUUAAAGGCGCUACAUUUGUAGAGGAUGAAGAGUUCAUGAUACUAAAGGAGCUGGAGAUGGAGGACGAGGAGUUGUCUGAUAAGGAGACCCCUGUCACUGAUACUGUUAAACCUUCUUCUAGUGAAAAUGUUUCUGAGCCUUGUCGCAAUAAUUCUGAGAGUCUUCUCAGGACCCAGUACUGUUCCAUGUCCAUAACUCCAUUCUGGGACGAGUACUUCCUGUUAAAGAUGCAGGAAGCACACCAGUACUUGACAGUGUGCCUUUGGAAAGAAGAACCCCCAACCAGGUGGCCUACUAAUCCUGUAUUAGUAGGAUUCUGUAAUGUUAGCUUGGCUGAUCUAGUGUUACAAUGCAUAUCAACCUCUAGUAACUCUUACAACGAAUCCUUGAUGCUGUCUCUACCCAGUGAUUUGAAGUGGCAGGAAAAUAUAGUUCCCAGUGUGGGAUCCCUACCUCAGGUCCUCCCCAAGAUGGCGUGUAUUGCUGGAGAAGUUAAGCUACAGCUGACUUACUGUUCUACUGAUAGCAGCUCCUGUGAGCACUCCUUUGUAGUUGGCCAGGUUGAAAGAGAAGAGAAAUGUGAUGUGUGCUCCAAAGUUGUGGUUCACAAGACGGCUUACAUCUGCUCUAUGUGCGGAAAUAUACGCCACGAACAGUGCUUGAAUUCAGAUCCAACACCUCCCCCCAGACGCAGUGUCUCAGUGAAUAGAAGACCAGAUAAUCCUACUACCCCAGUUCUACGUAGUAGAUCAUUUAGUGUCCAAUCUGGAAGAAGCACUGCAGAGUCCAGUUCAAGUUCCUUUACUUUUCUUAAAGGAUCGGAGAAGAAAGCAGCUGUUUUUGAUGAGAAGUUGCAUGAUAUUGGAAACAAACUGAAAGAACAGAUUGCCCUGAGGAAAGCUCUAAUAGGAGCGAAGUCUCGCUGUUCAAGUGUCCCAGCAGCAAUACGGGAGCAACUGGUACAGAACGGGGAAAGUAUUAAGAACUUGACAAACCUCAAGGAGCAACUCACCUGUGACAGUGAAUUAUCAAUUGUUUUAUAAUUCACUUUGUGGUUGAUUUAAUUUUGAUUUUCUUUAGAUUUGAACUUAUCAAAAUAAAAGCUCAAUGAAUAUUUUUGAUUUAGCUUAAAUUGGUUUGUCUUCAUAAUUGUGAUGGUGGCGCUUUUCAUAAUGCUUGGUGCUUACUGCUUAUGCACAAUUUUGUAUGGUAAACCUAAAAAUAGUUGUUCAUAUUUUAGAGGUAAAUGCUUAUGUUUAAAAAAGUCAAGUUUAUUUUUUGUAAUUUUCAGAUUUUACGUUAUAUGGUGAUGAUGUGUUUUAGAUGUUUUUAUGUGAUUUUA
Bolinopsis microptera is the source of this 4502-nucleotide messenger RNA. Its product is annotated as protein lifeguard 1-like. The transcript has a single exon. Bases 5 to 925 code for a protein of 306 amino acids. The record is from RefSeq and is a predicted model, not a curated record. Lineage: Eukaryota; Metazoa; Ctenophora; Tentaculata; Lobata; Bolinopsidae.